AUGUUGCAAUGGAAGCAAAAGCGAAGUAUGACAUCGCAGCCAGGUCACUGGGAUCCACAUGUGACUCGUGUGAAGAACCCCAUUCCACCAUUGCCCAACAAGAAGCCCAUGUAUAUCCUUGGUGGUGCGUCGCUGGCAGUGAUGUGGUACGUGCUUUCUGGCUACUUCAAUAAUAAGGAGCGUCUUGGAUCGUCUGUCCUUCGUAUGGUGUCACAACGUGUGCGCACAGCACCAGAAGUAAUUGAAAUGUUGGGCGAUCCGGUGAAAAUCAAGCGCAGUAUGUUUGGUGAUCCAUGGAUUGAUGGCAUUGUCAACCCACUCAAGGGCAAAGUCGAUAUGAGCUUCGAAGUACAAGGACCCCUUGGUGUCGGCAAGGUAUAUUUCACGUCGGUGCGCAAACACAAAGCGGAUCCAUUCGAGCUGCUUCGAUUUUUGGUCGUGCCCAAUGGCGACUCAAGUCGAGCCAUUUCCUUACUAAGUAAUGGUAUCGAGCAUGAUAUGCUCAAAGAUGAAUAG
Messenger RNA from Malassezia restricta, 516 nucleotides. RefSeq names its product cytochrome c oxidase assembly factor 1. Bases 1 to 516 code for a protein of 171 amino acids. Lineage: Eukaryota; Fungi; Basidiomycota; Malasseziomycetes; Malasseziales; Malasseziaceae. The transcript has a single exon. Gene Ontology annotation, biological process: mitochondrial respiratory chain complex IV assembly. The record is from RefSeq and is a predicted model, not a curated record. Gene Ontology annotation, cellular component: mitochondrial inner membrane.